Molecule: messenger RNA, 894 nt
Organism: Ctenocephalides felis (cat flea)
Lineage: Eukaryota; Metazoa; Arthropoda; Insecta; Siphonaptera; Pulicidae
Gene: l(1)10Bb
Product: protein BUD31 homolog
Exons: 2
Coding region: 249-683 (144 amino acids)
Biological process (GO): mRNA splicing, via spliceosome
Cellular component (GO): spliceosomal complex; nucleus
Source: RefSeq, a predicted model, not a curated record
AACACACGGAUUAUCUAUCUUGUCUGUGUUUAUCCAGAAUUUUCGUUUAUUUAUAAAAGAAUACUUUGACAGAUCUUAAUUUGUAAUUUUAGUUUUGUAAAUGACUUUUGAAUUGAAUUUGUGCAAUUUAUUUCAAAUAUAAGUAUAUUGCUAUAAGGUGAAGUUAUAUUUGAUGUUUAUUUUUCUUCGACGAUAGUAAAUUUUUAUAUGUCUAUAGUUCUCAGUGAAUUUUGUUUACAGUGAAGAAAAUGCCAAAAGUACGUAGAAGUCGUAAAAGCACACCUGAAGGAUGGGAGUUGAUAGAACCCACAUUAGAAGAAUUAGAACAAAAAAUGAGAGAAGCUGAAACUGAUCCGCACGAAGGAAAACGCAAACAAGAAUCGCUUUGGCCUAUCUUCAAAAUUCAUCAUCAAAAAUCAAGAUACAUCUAUGACUUAUUCUACAGAAGAAAAGCAAUCAGUCGUGAGUUAUAUGAUUACUGUAUCAGUGAAAAAAUUGCAGAUGGUAAUUUAAUAGCCAAAUGGAAAAAAUCUGGUUAUGAGAAUUUAUGUUGCUUACGCUGUAUACAAAGUCGUGACACUAAUUUUGGCACAAAUUGCAUUUGCCGAGUUCCAAAGAGUAAGCUGGAAGAAGGUCGAAUUGUCGAGUGUGUUCACUGCGGGUGUAGAGGGUGUUCUGGUUAACAAUUUUUAUAUAGGCUAGAUAAUCUAUACACUGUUAAUUUAAUUAUCACAAUAAAUUUAUGAUACAGGGCUUGAAUUGUAAAUAUUGUCGUGGGAAGAAAAUUUGUACAACACUUUCUAUUUUGAAUUUGUUUUUCCCAUAUUUUUCAAAUGAUUAUGGUUUUAUCAUAAUUUUUUGAUUUUACUAUACUUUUAUUAGUAAAUUUUUUUA